AGGGUGACGUAAUUCCGGGACACACAGCACGUGUCUCGUGCAGCGUCGGUGCUCGGGUGUGGGUGACGUCACAUCAGUGAUCCGCCGAGAAUGAAGAUCACCCGGCAGAAACACGCUAAGAAGAACCUGAGUUUCUACCGGAACAAUUUCCGCUUCCGGGAGCCCUACCAGGUGCUACUGGACGGAACCUUCUGCCAGGCGGCUCUGAAGAAUAAAAUCCAGAUUAAGGAGCAGCUGCCCAAAUACCUGAUGGGGGAAGUGCAGCUCUGCACCAGCCACUGUGUUUUGAAGGAACUGGAAUCCUUGGGGAAGGAGCUGUAUGGGGCCAAGUUAAUUGCCCAGCGUUUUCAGGUGCGGAGCUGCGCUCAUUCCAAGAGCCCUGUCGGCGCCUCAGCAUGCCUGUUAUCUAUGAUCGCAGACAAUAACCCGCACCACUAUUUCGUCGCCACACAGGAUCACAGUCUCAGGGAAAAACUAAGGAAGAAAGCGGGCAUCCCACUAAUGUUUAUCAUUCAGAACACCAUCGUCCUGGACAAGCCGUCGCCCAAAUCCGUGGAUCACGUCAAGGCGUUACAGACCAGCGAGCUGGUGCCUGACCAUCACAAGAAGAAUCUGGAGCAUCUGAAGGAUGAGCAGGGGGUGGCUCCGGACACAGAACGUAAAGGGAGAAAGAGGAAACGCGUCGGAGGUCCCAACCCGCUAAGCUGCCAGAAGAAGAAAAAAACGUCGGCUCAGCCUAUCACAGUGGCUCCUGAUCAGAAGAAGAAGAGGAAAAGGAAGAGAGGGAAGGGGGUGGGAAAAGACAAUAUAGAGACGGCAUAG
Molecule: messenger RNA, 822 nt
Organism: Nanorana parkeri
Lineage: Eukaryota; Metazoa; Chordata; Amphibia; Anura; Dicroglossidae
Gene: UTP23
Product: UTP23, small subunit processome component
Exons: 3
Coding region: 91-822 (243 amino acids)
Cellular component (GO): small-subunit processome; nucleolus
Molecular function (GO): small ribosomal subunit rRNA binding
Source: RefSeq, a predicted model, not a curated record